Molecule: messenger RNA, 396 nt
Organism: Homalodisca vitripennis (glassy-winged sharpshooter)
Lineage: Eukaryota; Metazoa; Arthropoda; Insecta; Hemiptera; Cicadellidae
Product: protein GVQW3-like
Exons: 1
Source: RefSeq, a predicted model, not a curated record
AUGGAUCGCUCGAUAGAAGAGCGGUAUGCAAUCAAAUUUUGCUUUCGCUUGGGCAAAACUGCUUCGGAAACUUUUGCUAUGAUUACGGAGGCCUACAAAGAGCACGCCCUAUCAAGAGCUCAAGUGUUCCGGUGGUUUAAUGAAUUUAAAAAUGGCAGGGAAUCCGUUGAAGACGUGGAACGAUCUGGACGCCCUUCAACGAGUCGUGUGGAUGAAUCGGUGGACAAAUUGAAAGAACUCCUGGACUCCGACCGUCGUUUAAGUCUCAAAAUGAUCGCCGAUGAGGUCUCCAUGAAUAAAUUUACGGUCCUUAAAGCCGUCAAACGGAAGCGACAGGACCUUGCUCACCGCUGGCGUCUCCACCACGACAACUCUCAGGCGCACACAGCGUUCCUC